Sphenostylis stenocarpa is the source of this 711-nucleotide messenger RNA. The record is from the annotation of a GenBank genome assembly. NCBI's taxonomy places the organism in Eukaryota, Viridiplantae, Streptophyta, Magnoliopsida, Fabales, Fabaceae.
AUGAAUCAGGAAAUGAAUGGGGUUGAGACUGAGAGGGUGAAAGAGAAUGUGCAUGACAAAAUAGAUUAUGUGUUUAAGGUGGUGGUGAUAGGGGACUCGGCAGUGGGAAAGACUCAAAUACUCUCAAGGUUUGCAAAGAAUGCAUUCUCCUUUGACUCAAAGUCCACCAUUGGAGUUGAGUUCCAGACUAGAACUGCGACAAUUAAUGGCAAAGUUAUCAAAGCCCAGAUCUGGGAUACUGCUGGCCAAGAAAGGUACAGGGCCGUGACAAGUGCAUACUACAGAGGUGCAUUAGGGGCGAUGCUGGUGUAUGACAUAACUAAAAGACAGUCUUUUGAUCAUGUAGCCAGGUGGGUUGAUGAACUGCGAGCACAAGCAGACAGCUCCAUUGUGAUCAUGCUCAUUGGGAACAAAGGAGACCUUGUGGACCAAAGAGUGGUGCAUGCAGAAGAUGCAGUGGAGUUUGCAGAGGAGCAGGGCCUCUUUUUUUCUGAAACUUCAGCUCUCAGUGGUGAAAAUGUGGAAACAGCCUUUUGCAAGUUGCUAGAACAGAUCCAUAGGGUUGUCUCAAAAAGAUCAUUGGAAUGUGGUAAAGGGAAGGCCAACAGUCACAACAAUGUUGCCACUCUUAAAGGAUCAAAACUGGAUGUAAUCUCAGGUGCUGAAUUGGAACUUAGUGAGAUGAAGAACUUAUCUUCAUGUUCUUGUUAA